This is a messenger RNA of Dentiscutata heterogama, 978 nucleotides long. The record is from the annotation of a GenBank genome assembly. NCBI's taxonomy places the organism in Eukaryota, Fungi, Glomeromycota, Glomeromycetes, Diversisporales, Gigasporaceae.
AUGGUCGUUAUAAAACUCAGUUCUGUGAAAGAAAAUGUUGAUUAUAAGUUUAAUUCUCCGACUUCUCGGUUAUCCGGUUCUCCCACCUUAAUUAAUAAAUCCGUGAUUACUACUGUUGUCAGAAGGGUUGUGUGGUAUCCUGUGGUGCCAUUGGUAGCUCAAAUUUGUAACUCUUUCCUCGAAACUUAUGCUUAUGUUAAUCGUGUAGUAUCUUAUCCUCUACUUUUACUUUGCACUAUUGGCAUGUCAAUUCAAGGAUUGCUGAAUGCUUUAAUAUUUUCCCAAGAUAUUGCUGUUACUCGUGCUUUCCAAGCUGUUAAACUACAUUGGUGGAUCAACAAUGUUAACUCUUAUGAGUAUUACUAUCCUCAUCUAUCCCACAACAAAUCCAUUACUGAUGAAAUUAGCACGCUAGGAAAAUCAAUCGAUUUUAUUAAAUUGAAGACUCUAAAUCGCAAUAAGGUUGAUAUCAUUAAAGGCGAUGAUGUUAUCAAUGACGAUAUUAUCUAUGACGAUAUUAUCAAUGGCUAUACUAAUAUCUCUUCUGCCUUCUUUAGAAAGGACGAUCUAAAGCAGGAUAUAACUCUUGACAAUCAAAAUAACGAUCAAGAUAUAAAUUUAGUUCCUCCCGAGCCUGUUCAUUUAAAAGAUUCUUCCUCAUUAGAUUUAUUAUCUCAUUGUGCAAAUCCAUCAACUUUAUCUGAUCCCUUGAUAGGUAGUUCUAAUAGUAAUAAAAUGGGUCAAGCUAAUAAUACAAGGGAUAUAAAUAAUACACUCUUUUCACAUAAUUUUUCCACAAAUUUAAUAUAUAUAUCAAACUAUACGGGUGGUGAUGAUAUGGGACAGGCUAAAGUUGAGCUUGUUAAUAGUGAACACACUAUAAGAAUAUCAGAAGAAUUUACAGAUGGAUUUAGUUCGGAUGUCGAUAUAUCUCCUCAAGAAAUCGGAAAAUGUAAUAUGAUAUUAAAAAGAUUGUAA